AUGAGGAGCUUCGUCUUGAGCACAGCUUUAUUUCUCUCCAGCCUCAGCUGGAUCUCUGUCUCAGGUUCUGAGUUUCAGACUGUGGAGGUCCAACUUGGUGAAGAAGUCACGUUGAAGUGCUCCAACAUUUCGAGUCAUCCAACACAGACAGACUGGUUCAAAGUUAUCAACAGAACUAAGCCCAGCUGUGUUGCUGCUAUGUAUGGAUCUCAGGGCAAAGCUUCAUUCUGUGAUGGAUUUCGAAAUGGAAAAUUCAAUAUGAGUUCCAACAACACCUCUGUGUUUCUUAAAAUCACACAAGUGGAUUUAUCUGAUGUCGGGCUGUAUUUCUGUGGAUUUUACAUGAAUAAGCAUACGGUCAUUUCCAAUGCAGUCGAGUUAAGUAUUCAAGGCGAUGAAACCAAUGAAGGAGAGGAUUUUAAGACUGAAAAAGAGCCUGGUAGUACACAUGUGAUGAGCAUCGUCCUGAGUGGUGUGACUGGUUUACUCACUGUGGUGGUCAUUUUUCUGCUUCUAAAAAUCUGGAAACUUCAAACAGAACCUAAACCAGAGAGCAAGAAGGCUGGCUGUCUGUCUCUGGUUCUGAAUUUCAGACUGUGGAGGUCCAGUCUGGUGAAGAAGUCACACUGCAGUGCUCCAACAUUUCCAGAAGUUCAACGCAUACAGAGUGGUUCAGAGUGGUCAACAGAGCUACGUUGA
Molecule: messenger RNA, 699 nt
Organism: Pelmatolapia mariae (spotted tilapia)
Lineage: Eukaryota; Metazoa; Chordata; Actinopteri; Cichliformes; Cichlidae
Exons: 6
Coding region: 1-699 (232 amino acids)
Biological process (GO): response to bacterium
Source: RefSeq, a predicted model, not a curated record